Molecule: messenger RNA, 7615 nt
Organism: Oncorhynchus gorbuscha (pink salmon)
Lineage: Eukaryota; Metazoa; Chordata; Actinopteri; Salmoniformes; Salmonidae
Gene: znf831
Product: zinc finger protein 831
Exons: 7
Coding region: 1-7569 (2522 amino acids)
Source: RefSeq, a predicted model, not a curated record
AUGCCGCUGUCCCUAUUUCCCUACCAAACCGGUUACCUCAACAUGUUUCUAGGCGCUGCCUGUGUGCUGCUUUUCCUCAAGGGCAAACUGCAAAGCAUUGUCCGGUCUGCAGAGAGGUUCAUCGGCAGCCACCUGCCCUCCAUCAAGGUCCUGCACAAUGUUCAGGAAAGAUCAUCGCCGGACGAUGCACUCUAUGCUGCACAGCGCAUCAAGCCGUCUCUGAACUACCUUGUGUCAGAACAUUGGCAGUGCUGUUACCAUGGAGACUGGCAAGCGAGGCUUGGUGAAUGUGAUAACGCCUGGCAGCAGCUCCGUGUCAGAACAGAGAGAGAACAGCAUCAACAACAGCAUGCCACUCCGGGCUCCUCUAACCACCUUGUACCUCCACACAGUGCCAGGCCUUUCUUCACACCCCAGGCUCAGCCAGCUGCCUCCUUGGACUCCACGACCCUUCGUCUGUCCAUCCCUCAGCAGGGCUCCACAGACUCCCUACCCUUCCUGACUCUCCACCUACCAGCCAGGCUGCAGCUGCACCAGCAGGCCCCACAAUCAGGCCUGGGGGAGCAUGUGUCCCUGAGGGCCUCUGUGUCUACAGCCAGACCCUCUAGGUCCGCUGGGAAGCACCUGUGUCCUCACUGCGGCCGGGACUGCAUGAAGCCCAGUGUCCUGGAGAAACACCUGCGCUGCCACACCGGGGAGCGGCCCUACCCCUGCACCACCUGCGGCAUCUCUUUCAAGACCCAGAGCAACCUCUAUAAGCACCGCCGCACACAGGCCCACGCACGCCUCAGCUCCGGGUCAGGGCAGAGGUCGCUCGGAUCUCUGGGCAGUUUACAAGGUCACUCCUCCCUGAGCAGCAUGGACACUCUGCAGGGACACCAAGCCAGUCUGCAAGGUCACUCAUCCCUGGGAUCGAUGGACAGCCUGGGCAGUCUACAGGGCCAUUCCUCAGUGAGCAGCUUGGACAGUCUACAGGGCUAUUCCUCCCUGGGCAGUCAGGACAGUCUGCAGGGACACCGUCUGCAAGGUCACCAGGACAGUCUAUUCAGUUUACAGGGUUCCAGGGAUACCCUCACCUCCAGCCCCUCUCUAGAUACCCUCAGCCAGGACCCAGGUAGUCUGGAGAAUGGCAGCUCUCUCUCUGCUACCACCACCCUCUCCCCCAGCCCUGGCCAGAGGAGUGGGACAGAAACAGGUAGAGACACAGACAGAGACACAGGCUGGGCCCUGCAGCAGGCUGGGUUAGAGGGUCUCCUCCUGGCUGCUGGGGGGAGCCAGAGUAUAGAGUUAUCCAAGAAGAGGAGAGAAGCGGAGGAUACGAGGGAUGAACUGAGAGAGAGCAGGAAGGAUAAAGAUAGAGAGAAUUCAGUGUUGACCCUGUCCCGCCACCUCCCGCUGCGGAGACAGCAGGCUGCCAUCUUGUCUCAGUGGGAGGGUUCUCUGGCUAGGGGGAUGGCCCAGAACCAAGACAACUUCCUGUCUAGAGGGAAGUCCCAGAGCCACGACAGUACAGACUCCGGCUACAGCGAGACCUCCAGCCCUGGGUCUGGACCAUACAACCCUGGGUCUGAACUACACAACCACAAUCCUGUGUCUGGACUACACAACCCUGGGUCUGGACCACACAACCACAACCCUGGGUCUGGACCACACAACCCUGGGUCUGGACCACACAACCACAACCCUGGGUCUGGACCCCACAACCACAACCCUGGGUCUGGACCACACAACCACAACCCUGGGUCUGGACCACACAGCCCUGGGUCUGGACCACACAACCCUGGGUCUGGACCCCACAACCACAACCCUGGGUCUGGACCACACAACCACAACCCUGGGUCUGGACCACACAACCACAACCCUGGGUCUGGACCACACAACCACAACCCUGGGUCUGGACCACACAACCACAACCCUGGGUCUGGACCACACAGCCCUGGGUCUGGACCACACAACCACAGCCCUGGGUCUGGACCACACAACCCUGGGUCUGGACCCCACAACGACAGCAUGGAGUCAGUGGCAGAGUCUAGUAUGGAGAUACACGACCAGCAGGACACCUUCCACACCCAGCCUGAUCAAACUAACACCACACACACACAUACACUCACACAGCCUUCACACACACCCACACAGCUAAACGCCACACACACACCCACACAGCCAGAACUCACCGUGACUCAGCCCAGGAGCACAGUUUCAGUCCAGGCCCAGCAGAGUCUUGAAGAGAGAAUCUCCAAGCUGAUCUCAGAGAACGAUGCAGUGGUGGAGGACAAACACCUGAACACAGUUCGACCCAGGAAGACCCUCUUGUCCAAACAGGGCAGCAUCGACCUGCCAAUGCCCUACACCUACAAAGAUUCCUUCCACUUCGAUAUGAAGACCAGCAACAGGCCUCCUACAGCCAGCGCUGGGAUGGCCUGGCAGAGAGGGGACAGGGGAGGAGGGUGGCCAGGUCUGUAUAGUUCAGUACCUACCCAGACCUCCACCAGCCUGGAGCAGGGGCAUCAUGCCCCCCUGACCCGUAGUAGCUCCCUGCCCCACUGUGUGGGCCUUCAGGGUACAGUCAGAGCCAGCUCGGCCUCUCCUCACAACCCCCAUCCUCACCAAAGAGACUGGCUAUACCUGGGCCGUAAGGGCAGCUCUGGACUACUUUACCCAGUAGGCUUUGCCACCAAGUCUGUUGACCGUCGCGCAUCAGGCCACCGCACGCUGGUCAGACAGGCGGCCGUGGACAACCUCCCGACGGACGGACCAUUGACGUUAGCAGCCGGCGACAAUGUCAUUCCCUGCUGUCUUGGCUCAGAUGGAGACGGAGGCAUGGAUGGAGAGCUGAGUAGAAAGAGUGGUAGGAAGAAGUCCCAGAAGUUUGCCUACAGUAAGUGGUACAAGUAUGGAGGAGGAGGAGGAGGAGGGACGUUCACAAAGCUCUACAGCCCAGAGAAGGCAGCUGAUCCUGGUGUGUUGAAGGCUAAAAGGUCAUUAGCUGGUCUGGAGCCAGAGAGGGUCCUGGGGGUUCAGAGAGGCCCAGCAGUAAGCAGAAACCUGGUGACAUCACUGGUCUCAGGUAGUGCCACUGUGUGUCUUCCAUCCUGUCUCCAAGACAACCUUUCACCUGUCAAUCAUGUCCACUCAUAUCGAAUGCCCAGUCAUCUCCAUAACACACCCACUUCCUGUCUCACACCCAGUUAUCUACACACCACACCCACUUCCUGUCUCACACCGAGUCAUCUCCAUACCACACCCACUUCCUGUCUCACACCUGGUCAUCUUCAUACCCCACCCACUUCCUCUCUCAAGCAUCCCCUCCAGAGAACCCAGUCAGUCUCAAAAGAAGUGUUUUCUAACAGGACUGACUGUGUGUCUAUGACAGUGACCCACCAGGAGAAACACACCAACUGUGUGUCUCAACGAUGUGGAAGCCAUGUUCCCUCAGAGAGGAAGAAGCAGAAGAUUGAGAAUAACGUCUGUCUUCUGGAGGGAGGAGGAGGCCUACACAGCAGCAGUAAACUGAACAAACUCUCAUCCUCAGACAGAGGUGGGAUAGCCAAGCCCUCCUCCUCCUCUGAUUCAGCCAAGACCAGUUUCCUCCCUAAGUACCAAUUGAGGCUUCCUACAGACUCAGGGCCUACGGGCCUCACCCAAACACAACCUAGAGGCCCUGUCAGGGUUUCAUCAGUCACAGGUGUAGGACAGGGUCAGGGCAGGUUUGCUACACCUGAGACAGCUCUAGAUCAAAGCCAGUCUGCUACACCUGUGACAGAUCGAGAUCAAAGCCAGUCUGCUACACCUGUGACAGAUCUAGUUCAAAGCCAGUCUGCUACACCUGUGACAGCUCUAGAUCAAAGCCAGUCUGCUACACCUGUGACAGAUCUAGUUCAAAGCCAGUUUGCUACACCUGUGACAGAUCUAGAUCAAAGCCAGUCUGCUACACCUGUGACAGAUCUAGAUCAAAGCCAGUCUGCUACACCUGUGACAGAUCUAGAUCAAAGCCAGUCUGCUACACCUGUGACAGCUCUAGAUCAAAGCCAGUUUGCUACACCUGUGACAGAUCUAGUUCAAAGCCAGUCUGCUACACCUGUGACAGAUCUAGAUCAAAGCCAGUCUGCUACACCUGUGACAGCUCUAGAUCAAAGCCAGUUUGCUACAACUGUGACAGAUCUAGUUCAAAGCCAGUUUGCUACAACUGUGACAGCUCUAGAUCAAAGCCAGUUUGCUACAACUGUGACAGAUCUAGUUCAAAGCCAGUCUGCUACACCUGUGACAGAUCUAGAUCAAAGCCAGUCUGCUACACCUGUGACAGCUCUAGAUCAAAGCCAGUUUGCUACCAUCACAGCCACAGCGGUGAAGCAAUCUGCCACACCACCCACAGCCUUAGUACAGAGCAUGCCGUGGAAAACAUCAGUACAUGGUCAGUGCCCUACAGCCAACACCACUUCCACAACAACCCUCCACCCUGCUCUCAAAGUAGCAGACCAUGUCAACCCUCUAACUUAUGUUACAACAGAGGUUAACCCUCCGUGUCAUACGAUAACAGCUUUAGCAUGCCAUACCAUACCCUUCACUAAAACACAGUCAUCACCAUACCAUACAUCAGUAGCAUACCCUGCUAUACCAUUCACUAUUAGUCACAGCAGCCAGUCAGAGGGUCAGAAAGUGUUCCACGUGAGGACAGCGGACCUACACAUCUGUCUCCAGCUCAUCUCAGACGAACAGCUGGCGCUCAUACAGCCUCAGAUAGAACGACAGGAUACCACAUCAGAGUCUCAGAUAGAGAAACAGGAUAUGACAUCAGUGACAGGGCCUUCUCAUGGUGGCGUCCAUGGAUUGAUGAGAGUAGCGGUGGAUCCACUAGGAACCACAAUGAAAAAUGAAGCGCUCCAAACUAGCUCAUGUAUUCUACCUGACGCUGAAACACAGGGGGGGACAGCAAAGCAUGUGACACAGGAAGUCACUGGAACUUUGGAUCCAGUAGAACCUUCUUCAUCACAACAUGAGAACAACAGAGGUUUCUCUGGCGAUAAAGAGGGGCAGCAUUCAGCAGCAGUAUGUUGUCAUGACCUGGACCAUCCCUCAACAGACACCCUCUGUAGUCCUGGAACUCCUCUCACUCAGACGGACAAAUCAGACAUGACGGAAGCUGCUCCUCUAACCAACACAGAGCAGCAACUGUCUCGUAAUGGCUAUGUUUCACUUGAACCACCUGACCCAGGACUAUCUUUCCAGAACCACCCAGACACCAACACCGUCCAAGAGACUACAGGACUAUCUUUCCAGAACCACCCAGACACCAACACCGUCCUAGAGACUACAGGACUAUCUUUCCAGAACCACCCAGACACCAACACCGUCCUAGAGACUACAGGACUGUCUUUCCAGAACCACCCAGACUCCAACACCUUCCAAGAUACUAUAGGGCUAUAUCCUCAGAUCCACCCAGAUUCUGUCAACAUGACUCCAGCUCUGCCUCACAACCAGGGUGCCCAGUCUAGAACUCUCCAGAACCACCCAGAUACCAACACAGUCACAAUGCUUCUUCAGAACCACAUAGACACUAGCAACGUGACUCCAGCUCUGCCUCACAACCGGGGUGCCCAAUCUAGAACUCUCCAGAACCACCCAGACACCAACACAGUCACAAUGCUUCUUCAGAACCACAUAGACACUAGCAAUGUGGCUCCAGUCAGUCUAUCUCUGCCUCUAUUUCUCCCGCCGAGGACACCAGGUGGUGUAGCUUCUGCCUCUCUGGGAGGUGUGGAAUCAGCCAGGAGUCAGACAGACAGAGGAGAAGAACAAGGGCUUCCUCUGCACCUCCUCCUUUCUUCAGACAGGACAGUCAGUGAAGUGGUCAGCCCCUCUCAUCAGAUCUGGUCUGAACAGGGCCUUGAUACCACUGAGAACAAUGUUGUCAUCCUCCCUAGCAACGCUGUUUCGUCUCUCUACAAUCAUGUCUGGGACAAUCCUGGGGAACCCAACUCAGCUGGACCACAGGUCUGUACUGGGCUGCCAGCUGGAGAACCCAACUCAGCUGGAACACUGGUCUGUACUGGACUGCUAGCUGGAGAACCCAACUCAGCUGGAACACUGGUCUGUACUGGACUGCCAGCUGGAGAACCCAACUCACCUGGACCACUGGUCUGUACUGGUCUGCCAGCUGGAGAACCCAACUCACCUGGACCACAGGUCUGUACUGGACUGCCAGCUGGAGAACCCAACUCACCUGGACCACAGGUCUGUACUGGGCUGCCAGCUGGAGAACCCAACUCACCUGGACCACAGGUCUGUACUGGACUGCCAGCUGGAGAACCCAACUCACCUGGACCACAGGUCUGUACUGGACUGCCAGCUGGAGAACCCAACUCACCUGGACCACUGGUCUGUACUGGACUGCCAGCUGGAGAACCCAACUCAGCUGCCGUCAACCACAGCCUCACAGCAGGAACCAAGAAGAGCUGUGACAGAGGAGGAGAUGAGGUGGAGGAAGACUCCAGAAGAACGAGUCUGAAAGAUGAAGAGGUGUUAGAGGAGAGGGAAGAGGUGUUGGAAGAGAAGGAGGAGUCGGUGGAGAGGGAUGAGAUGGAUGAGAGGGAGGAGAGGGAAAGGGAACAGGUGUUUGAAAAGAGGGAGGACAGGGAGGUGUUCAAGGAGAGGGAGGAGAGAGAAGAGGGGGAAGAAGUGUUGGAAGAGAGAGAAGAGAGGGAGGAGAGAGAAGAGGUUUUGGAAGAGAGUGAGGAGACAACGGAAACACCUGGCCAUACCUCUGAUGGGUUUAGAGGAGAGAAUGAAGCAGAUUCCCGUCACAGCAUCUGGACAUCGCUGCCACUUUACAGUCAUCUAUAUCAGACACCAACCAACGUGUCUCACAACCUUUCAAAGGCCCCUCAGCAGCAGAUCAACUUAACUUCAGAAAAAAACCCGUCGUAUAACCAACAGACCAGCUCUUCAAAUGACCCUGACCCCACCACCCGGACCCCACCACAGACCAGCUCUUCAAAUGACCCUGACCCCACCACCCUGACCCCACCACAGACCAGCUCUUCAAAUGACCCUAAACCCACCACCCUGACCCCACCACGGACCAGCUCUUCAAAUGACCCUGAACCCACCACCCUGACCCCACCACGGACCAGCUCUUCAAAUGACCCUGAACCCACCACCCUGACCCCACCACAGACCAGCUCUUCAAAUGACCCUGAACCCACCACCCUGACCCCACCACAGACCAGCUCUUCAAAUGACCCUGACCCCACCACCCUGACCCCACCACGGACCAGCUCUUCAAAUGACCCUGAAACCACUGUAUGCCACAGCACCCCAGUCUUUAGUAAUACCAGCAGGGUAGGACAGACACACCCCUUCCCUACAGCACAGUGUGUGAGCAGGUUUAGGGUCCCUACAGUACAGUGUGUGAGCAGGUUUAGGGCCCCUACAACAGAGUGUGUGAGCAGGUUUAGGGCCCCUACAGUAGACUGUGUGAGCAGGGUUGGGGGAGUGCAGAGUAGUAGCCUGGAGGACCAAGAGGACAGUAGCAGUAGUGAUGAUGAAGGGAAACUCAUUAUUGAGCUUUAGACAGGAGUUAGAUUUUCUACAUGGAAUACAGACAGUCUGGAAGAGG